Lactuca virosa is the source of this 3545-nucleotide messenger RNA. NCBI's taxonomy places the organism in Eukaryota, Viridiplantae, Streptophyta, Magnoliopsida, Asterales, Asteraceae. The record is from the annotation of a GenBank genome assembly.
ACACAAAUAAAAAUAUUUAAGGUCAAAAUUGAAGAAAAAAGACUUCAAAAAUCAAAAUUGGACAAUUAAUUUGGGACAAAGGGAGUACAACCCAAAAUCAAUGACAAAUUAAUUGAAGCAAAGAGAACCUGAUAUUUCCUUUGUUACCUGGACUUCGGGUGGUGUGUGUUUUAUAUAUAUUUGCAGGUUCAGUUUCAUCUCUUUUGCUCAAUCUCAAACGCACUGUGUCUUUAAUAUCAAACAUGAAUUGCUCCAUAUCUCUUGAUCUCUUCUAUAGAUCCAGAUCCAUAUCUUUGUCUCUUCUCGUCAUCUAUAAUUUGAAAAUAUGGGAUUUUCUUGUUUUGCAAUUUUGGGUUUUUCUUGUUCUGUUAUUGGAUAUAGAUGAACAGAAUACGUAUGUUUCUAGCUUCCUCAACAUCUGAUUCUGCAAUGGGCCGAAAAGCUGGUGGAGAGAGAGAGUUGACAUCGAUUUUUUGGUUUAUUUUGAAGAUGCAGGUUUUUCUUCUCAAUGGAAUUCCUUGGAAUGAAGAAGAUAAUCAUGAGAGAGAGAGAGACUUUACAUAUUAUUUCUUUUUUUUUUCAUUUUUUUAAAAUAAGAGAAAACAUCAUAAAUGGUCCUUGUGGUAGUGAAAUGACGAAAAUGAUCUUCAAUUAACGGACAAAACUUAACGGAGUUAACAAUAAGAACCAAUCGUCAAAAGUUUUGAAAACACAUAGACCAUCUAUGAUGUUUUUAAACCACGAAGACUAAACUUCAGAUCUGAGAAAAUUACAGGGACCAUGUAUGAUGUUUUUUCAAAUAAUUAUUAUACUGUUGUUUUAUUUGUAAUUCUUUGAUUUCAAUUAUUUCUUUUGAACAAACAAAAUUAUUAAACCUAGCAAGCCAUUAGAAAUAAAAUGAAAAUAUAUAAACAAAACGACGGAGAAACAAUUUGGUCAAAAAAUUAGUAAAAUACUAAAAGUCACAACUUUUCAAAGGGUAUAUCUGGGAAUGUAUUUGUUCUGUCAUUGCAAACCUAAUAGGAUUCUAAUAAUCUAACAGUCAUUCUCUUGGGGUAUAGGGGCGAUUCUUCUUCUAGAUCAAUCCUGUUAUAACAACUUGUACAUCAUGUAAUGUAACCUAUACAAUAUUGAUCCAAUGACUUCACUCUAAUUUGACACGCCAAACGUUGAAAUUUUGGUCAUUUCCUCACAACAAAACAAGAUUUUAAUAAUUAAACACUCACUUUCUUGGAUAACCCCUUCUCCAAAACAUAAUACAUCCCGCAAUAAAACUUGUACAUUUAUAUAAUAAAUUCGGUGGGGUCCAAAUACCGAUACAAUUAAUUUUUUUUUUUUUUUUUUUUAUCAAUUACAUAACUGUUAUCACUUAUUAAAACGAACUCAAUCCAUUGAAGGACUCUAACUAAUCAAUAAUUUGAAACAAUUUCUAUGAACUAUCUUAUAUACGUGAUAAUGUAAUUUAAACAAAAACCUAGGAAUUAUCACUAAAUCAUAAACUAAUCAAAUAAGUCAGUCACCCAUGAUGUACUUAUAUAAAUAAAAAAAGCCCAUCUCACAAUAAAUUAUGUGAUUUUUAAGAUAACUAAGUGGUCCCCCUAGUAACAAAGUAACAAACACACAAAUCUUGAUCUUGCUAAAUUCUUAUAAUAAAAAAAUAUAAAAUGUAUCAUCCAAUGUGGUCCUGGUAAUAACAAAUUCAUCUAGAUUUGAUCUCUAAUUGGUUUCAAGUUGAUACUAAAAUUACUGUUGACUAUUACAUUUCGUAUAAAAUAUAAGCAUUCAACUUCUUUAGACUUGAAGAUCUUUGAGAGAGAUGAAGAUGAAGAUGAAACGUACAUUGCCAUUUCUGGCUAUGGUGAUUGGUCAAAUUGCACAGGUGGGGUUGACUUUAGCUGGGAAGAAAGCUAUAGAAACCGGGAUGCAUAACUUUUCUUAUGUUUUCUACUCCAACUUUUUCGCAUCACUUAUUCUUCUUCCUACUUCUUUUCUCAUUCAUAGAUCACCGAAUCGCCCUCCUCUAACUUUAUCGGUUGCCGGUGGUUUUCUUGUUGUUGGCAUACUAGGGUUCAUGGUACAGGUGGUUGGGUAUGCUGGACUUACAUAUGCUUCUGCUACAGUUGCCACAGCGAUUCUUAACCUCAUACCAGGAUUUACUUUUAUACUUGCCAUCAUAUUUGGGGUAGAAAGACUAGACCAUGAAGGGGUAACCAAGUGGGCCAAAAUCAUUGGAACCCUAGUUUCAAUUUUAGGGGCUAUAAUUGUAACUUUUUACAUGGGCCCCGCAAUUAUAACCUCUCAUUUAACUUCAAUCGCUCCACAACAUCUCCUUGGUCAAUCAUCAGAGUUCAUCCUUGGUGGAGUGUUAAUGCUAAUCGACUGUGUCUUAGCUGCUUUAUUCAUUAUUGCACAGGCAGUCAUCCUCAAGAGAUACUCAGCAGUCCUGAUUUUGAUGUUGGCUUAUUGCUCGAUUAUAGCAUUCCUUUCGCUUUUAGCUUCAUUGAUUUUGGAACAUGAUUUGAGUGCAUUUAGUCUACAGUCUAAAAUUAGGUUUCUUGCCAUUUUGUAUGCGGGUUGCUUUGGGGCUGGUUUUCAACUCACAAUUGGAGCAUGGUGUGUGAAGAUGAAAGGGCCACUUUUUGUUGCUAUGUUUCAUCCAUUAGGGAUUGUGAUUGCAGCUAUUAUGGGUGUUAUAUUUCUAGGAGAUUCUCUCUAUCUUGGAAGUUUACUUGGAUCAGGAGUGAUUGUGAUUGGAUUUUAUGGUGUAAUGUGGGGAAAAGGUAAAGAAGAUAGAAUUGUUGAAGGGAAUAUGAUUGAAAGCUCAAAAUCUCCUCUUUUGCAAGAUGACAUUCAUGAUGAUAAUGUCAUGCUACCAUGAUGAUAAUUUAUGGAAAGAUUUAAGUUUUAUUCUAUUGUAAGACCUUUUGUUGUAUGAUAUGAUGUUUUAUUGUUAUUACUUAACAUUUAUAAGAUAUAGUUAACUUCUGUAUCUUCCUCAUGUCAUGAAAUUUAUAAAAAAAAGUUAGAAAACAAUUUGUAAAUACCAUGUAACAAGUUUUUCCUACAUUCUAUUUUAGUAAAUCCAUUAGUGGCAUUACACUAGGGAAAAAUAAGAGAAAUCUUGUGGACCAAAUCAAGACAAUCGAUUAUUUGUGAUGAUGAUCAUGGGCAUACUUGAAAAUUUUCCCAUAAAAGGAAAUGUCAUAAUUUUUCAUGUCAUGAUUUAUCUUUAAGUACUCAAAAACAUGAAAAGUCAUAUAUGCAUCAGGAGUUAUUUGGUACAAGAACCUAAUUGUCAUUGCUCUAUAAAACUUAGUAUUUUCAUUACUAUAUAACCUAUUUCACCAAAUGACAAAAUUUGUAAAAGCACUAACCUAUUUAAAGAAUGAAGGAGAGGAAAAAUACCGAUUAGGGUUUGUUCUAUAUUUCAAGAAUUAAUUAAAAAGAUACAUGAGGGGUCAUCUAUUUAUAACGUAUAAACUCCUAAUUCUAGAAUAAGGACUAAUCCUUAUCUCUCAAGUUAGAACCUUUUAAACAUAUAAAAC